Molecule: messenger RNA, 3771 nt
Organism: Eruca vesicaria subsp. sativa (arugula)
Lineage: Eukaryota; Viridiplantae; Streptophyta; Magnoliopsida; Brassicales; Brassicaceae
Source: the annotation of a GenBank genome assembly
GUGAAACCCAGUAGGAGCCGUGUAGAGAGAGAGAGAGAAUGGAGAAAAGGAAGGAGAAGCGAAUUAGGUCAGAUGAUUCGAGUUCUGUAGGAAGAGGAAGAAGACGCAGAGGAAGAAAAUCUGUCGGUGGAGAUAAUUCGAAGCGUUCUACGGAAAAAGACAUCUCUACUAAGCCGGACAAGGAUGUGUCUGAUGGAACAAGAAAGUAUGCUGGUUUGACUUGUCAUCAGUGCAAGAACUUUACGGAUAAGGCUGAACUUGUCUUCUGUUCAAAAUGCAUCAAGAAACGUUAUUGCUAUGACUGCAUCAAGAGAUGGUAUCCAGAGAGAACGCCUGAGGAAGUUAGAGCUGCCUGUCCUUUCUGUUUGGGGAAUUGCAAUUGCAAAGCUUGUUUGCGUGAACCUUUGCUUGUCAAGAAACAAAGUGAAAAAGAGGAGAGUGUCAAGCUCAAGCAGUUGCAGUACCUAUUAGUUAAAGUCCUUCCGGUUCUUAGGGAUAUCUUUGCACAGCAGAAACGUGAACUUGAGUUUGAAACAUCAGUUGUUAGAGGAGUUCCUGUGACAGAAUCUGACAUUACUAGGUGCGAAGUUGGCAACAAUGAACGCAUACUUUGUGAUCUCUGCCGCACUUUCAUCACCAAUUUUCACAGAAGCUGCCAGGACCCAGAUUGUUCAUGCCAUAUAUGUCUUUCUUGCUGCAACGAACUAAGAGAGGCCUUCCAAGUUCCAGCCAGUGAUGGGAAGAAAUAUGCAGUCGGGGCAGGAAAUGAAUGCAGAACCCAAACACGUCAAGGAAAAUUUGAUUGGAAGCUUAACUCUGACGGUACCAUUCCAUGCCCUCCAAAAGAGCUUGGCGGCUGCGGUACUUCAACACUGGAGUUGAGUCGUUUGUGCGAAUGUGGCGAGGUUGAAAAGCUGAUAACAAAUGCAGAGGAAGUUACUCUGCAGUUUAAGCCAAAAGAUGUGGAUAUUGCUCAUGAUUGUUCCUCAUGUAAUAUCAGUUUUGAUUCCACUACGAGGGAGGUGGCAUAUAGGAAGAAUGGUCAUGAUAACUUCUUGUACUCCCCAAAUGCUGUUGAUCUCUCUGACGACGAUAUAGCUCAUUUUCAGUCGCAUUGGAUGAGAGCAGAGCCUGUUAUAGUCAGAAAUGUUCUCGAGAAGACAUCUGGACUAAGUUGGGAACCAAUGGUUAUGUGGAGGGCUUGUAGGGAAAUGGAUCCAAAGGUUAAACGCAAAGGAGAGGCAAGAAGCGUGAGAGCUGUGGAUUGCUUGGACUUGUGUGAGAUUGAAAUAAACCUUCAUCAGUUUUUUGAUGGCUACUUAAAAGGCCGUGUGCGUAAUAAUGGUUGGCCCGAAAUGUUGCAAUUGAAGGAUUGGCCUCCAUCAUCUUCAUUUGAAGAGCGCCUUCCAAGGCAUAAUGGCGAGUUCAUUUCUGCGUUGCCUUUCUUUGAUUAUACUGAUCCAAACUCUGGUAUCUUGAACCUCGCCACAAGACUUCGCGAAAGAUUUGUGAAGCGAAAUCUUGGACCCAAAAUAGACAUUGCAUAUGGUUUCCCUGAAGAGCUUCUUAAUAGAGGAGAUUCAGUGACAAAAUUGCAUUGGGAUAUUACUGAUUCAGUCAAUGUGCUGACGCACACAGCUAAAGUGGAUAUAACUCCCUGGCAAUACAGAAGGAUAAAAGAAGAACAAAAACGCUAUGCAGAAGCCCAGUUGCGUAAACGACAGGGUGGUCAACACACAGAAGCUAGUGAACGUGAGAAUGGAGAAGCUUUAGAGAAAUGCAAUGGUCCUAUAGGAGAACAGGGUUUAAAGGACAAGUCAGCUAACGAAGAACCAUCAACUGUCAGGUCAAGACUGUCCGGCUCACAAGAAGGAGAUGAAAUAUUUGUUUCGAAAGGUGACUGUACUAACAUUGAACGAGCUGAUCCUGUGGAAGGGUCUUGCCCAACUGUUAUGGAGUCGGAUCAUAAUUCAAAGGCGGAUGCAGGUUUAAUUCCUCAGAAGAAUGUAACACUGAAAACCGAACCAAUUGCUGGUGAGAAUUAUAAUGACAUAUGUUUGAAGACAGAGAUAUUAUCUCCAAUGUACCCAAGUGCGGAUGGUCCCACGGUAGAGAAUGGACUAAUGAUGCCAACACUUCCUUCAACUCCCUUGUGGGAUGAGGAGGAUAGUCCCCUACAACCUGUUGUGAGUACAAGUGCGGAAUCCAUAGAAGAGCAGAAACGAGAUGCUCCAAAAGAAACUAAAGGCAAUGCCAGUGAGAAUUCAAAGGCUGUGCAUGGUGGUGCUGUCUGGGACAUCUUUCGAAGAGAGGAUGUUCCAAAACUUAUUGAGUAUUUGAAAAGGCACAAGCAUGAGUUUCGUCAGCUCUACAACGAACCUGUGAAAUCUAUUUUUCACCCAAUUCAUGACCAGACUAUGUUCUUGAAUGAAAGCCAGAAGAAACAGCUGAAGGAGGAGUUCGAUAUAGAACCAUGGACCUUUGAGCAACACCUUGGUGAAGCUGUUUUUAUCCCUGCUGGUUGUCCUCAUCAAGUGAGGAACAUACAGUCUUGCAUAAAGGUGGCACUAGAUUUUGUUUCUCCUGAAAGCUUAGAGGAAUGCCUUAGGCUAACAGAGGAGUUCCGGAGACUACCAAAAGACCACAGAUCCAACAAAGAUAAAUUAGAGCUUGAGAAGAUAGUGCUGCAUGCUGCAAACUCAGCCAUAAGAGACGCAAACAAGCUACUGCAAAAGUCCAUGACACAGUGUGAUACGUAUGAGGCUUGUCCCCCUCCGAUUAUUCAUAAGUAUGCACGAAGAAAGGCUCAUAUGUCUAAGGAAGCCCAGCAGAAGAGGAGCAAGCACAAGCAUGAGUUCUGUCACCUCUAUAACCAGCCUGUAAAGUCUGUAGAUUACCCAAUUCUUUACCAGACUAUGUUCUUGAGUGAUAGUCAGAAGAAACCGCUGAAGGAGGAAGACGAUAUAAUAGAACCAUUGACGUUUGAGCAACGUCUCGGCGAAGCUGUUUUCAUCCUUGCAGGUUGUACUUACCAAGUUAGAAACAGACAGAUAAAGAAAAUAGUUCUGCAUGCUGCUAGAUCUGCUAUAAGAGAAGCACAAGUAUAAAGCACAAAGCACAAACAUAUUUUAUUUUUUAUUGGUAAUCAGACAGAGAACAUCGUAUAAUUAAUUACGACACGACCAACAAGAAGAAAACAACAAAUUAAGGCAAAUAUAUGUGUUAUCAAAAGACAAUCAUUAGAUGAGGCAACGGUCAGGCUCAGUGCCUAGUAGCAGCGUAGUGCUGGACGAUGGCGAAGGCAUUGCUUGUGGUUUCCUCAACAUUCUUCACUUUCUCUUUAAUCGUAGCCUCAAACUUGCUCAGCCUCCGUCCUUGGAACUUACUCCCGAGAGUCUCCGACAAGAUCCUUAUUCAACGUCCUUAAGCAAAACGUUACUUUGUUUUGUUAAUAUAGUUUUCAAUUUGUGAAAAAAAAAGGAAACUGUUUACCAUCUUCCAUAAAGGUGGCACUAGGUUUUGUUUAUCUGGAAAGCAUAGAAGAAUGCAUUAGGCUCUGACACAAGAGUGCAAGAGAUUUACCAAAGGACCACAGAUCCAACAGAGACAAAUUAGAGGCACUUUGAAUAUAUAGGAGCAAAGGAGUAAAUUACUCAUGUUUACACUUUUUGAGUUUCUAAUUACAUAUUCAGUCACUUUCUGCCUGACCCACAUUUUAAAGUUAUUUUUUGUUCGUUCUACCCUUCAAACUAAACUCGCUUAUAUUAUCUC